GACGUGGGGGAGCUGACGGGCGGCAGGAGGAGGAAAGAAAGAAGCGGGCCGGAGUGCAGAGAAACGUGGAGGAGAGGGGGCGGUGAGGAGUCACUUGGUGGCCAUGGAUUCCUUGUGCCCUCCCGAGAGCAUUUAUAACCUCAUCCCCUCUGACACCAAGGUCCCUCCCAAGCCUUCUCGGUACGUAUCAAUAUUUAAAGCUGCUGUGAAAAAUGAGUUACAAAAAGGUAAAGCUGCAUGGAAAACCAUGGGGCCAGCAAAAGUUGAUGUGCCUUCUCCAAAAGACUUUAUGCAGAAACGUUCAAAGCCACCCAAGCCGCCACUCAGUGACAAAAAGACCGAUAAGAAUGAAGUAAGAAAACCUCCUGUGCCACUGAGGAGUGAUCAUCCAAUUAUGGGAAUUCAGAGUGGAAAAAACUUUAUAAACACAAAUGCAGCUGCUGUCAUCAUGGGGGUGGCCAAGAAGCCUAAACCCAUUUAUGUUGACAGAAGGACUGGAGACAGACAUGGCCUGGAACUUUCAGGACUAGUUCCAAAAUACAUCAACAAAAAGGAUUAUGGCAUUAUUCCUGAAUAUAUAUGUAAGCGAAAUGAGGAAGUUAAAAAAGUACAAGAAGAAUAUGAUAACUAUGUGCAGACAAACCUGAAGAAGGCAGCCAUGAAAUGUGUCUCUGAUGAGGAGAGGGAUGCAGUUCUUCAAGGCCUGAAAAAGAACUGGGAAGAGGUACAUAAGGAAUUCCAGUCCCUUUCUGUAUUUAUUGACUCCCUACCAAAGAAGAUCCGCAAGCAAAGACUAGAAGCAGAGAUGAAACAGCUGGAACAUGACAUUAGUGUAAUUGAAAAGCAUAAAGUCAUCUAUAUUGCCAAUAAGUAACGAAGAAGUGGUAGAAUAUAUUCAUUUUAAGUCAGAAAAAUACAAGGUGGAAAAAUAAAAUGAAAUGAUAACAUGCUCUUCAUGGAAGAAAAAUCGUACUAAGAGAACAAAGCAGUAGACUUAAAAUAAUUAAUACAUUCUUAAGUAAUGUAUAAAGAAUAAUGUGAAUUGUUCACUUUUAUGAGAUUUUUUUUUGCCAGCGUGAGGAUUUCCA
Vombatus ursinus (common wombat) is the source of this 1088-nucleotide messenger RNA. RefSeq names its product enkurin, TRPC channel interacting protein (gene ENKUR). Gene Ontology annotation, molecular function: calmodulin binding. NCBI's taxonomy places the organism in Eukaryota, Metazoa, Chordata, Mammalia, Diprotodontia, Vombatidae. The transcript has 5 exons. Gene Ontology annotation, cellular component: acrosomal vesicle. The record is from RefSeq and is a predicted model, not a curated record. Bases 104 to 874 code for a protein of 256 amino acids.